UUCAACCACAACCCUACCUACAAAUGCCACUUCAACCACAAGCCAAGCUAUUAAUGCCACUUUGACAAUCCUACCCACAAAUGCCACCUCAACCCCAGUCCUACCUACAAAUGCCACUUCAACCACAAUCCUACCUGCAAAUGCCACUUCAACCACAAGCCAAGCUACUAAUGCUACUUCAAAGACAAUCCUACCUACAAAUGCCACUUCUGCAACAAUCCGACCUACAAAUACCACUUUUACCACACUCCUACCUUCAAAUGCCACUUUGACAAUCCUACCCACAAAUGCCACUUCAACCACAAUCCUACCUACAAAUGCCUUUUUAAAUGCCACUUCAACCAUAAACCUAUCUACAAAUGCCACUUCAACCCUGAGCAUGUCUACAAACCCACCUUCAACAAGUCCUCCUGAAGUAGCUUCAGUAUUUAUACUGGUGUUUAGCAUGAAUGAACUUUUUGUUCAGGCAUUGUCUAAUCCCCAGUCACCUGAGUUUAGGUCAAAAUCUCAAGAUAUCCGUGAUAAGGUUGAACCAAUUUUUAGACGAGCCUUUCCAAAUUUCAUCAAGAUGAUAAUUCAUAAUUUCUGGAGUGGUUCAAUUGUGACAAAUUCUACUCUUGACUUUAAUGAUAAUGGAACCAUCCCAACCAACUCCACAGUAAAACAAACCCUUGUGAAUGCGGCGAACACCACCUACUUGAACAUUUCUACAGAUUCUAUAAGUGUCUCUGAGGUUCCAGUCACAAAGACCAUUUCUACCACAAGCAUGUCUACAAACAGCUCUUCACCAACAAGCGUGUUCCCAACCCUGAGCACGUCUACAAACCUCACUUCAACCCAACGUUCAUCUACAAAUGCCACUUCAGCGCUAAGCACAUCUACAAAUGCCACCUUAACCCUGAGCCCGUCUACAAGCGGCUCUUCAACAACAAGCUCAUCGACAACCACAAGCACAUCUACAAGCAGCCCUUCAACAACAUUACCUCCGACACCUCCAACUUUUAACUUGACAUUUAGUAUCAUAGAAACAUUUGAUGCAGCUCUGGCCAACAACAGCUCUCCACAGUUUCAGGCAAAAUCUAGAAAUAUCCAUAAUCAGAUUGAACCAUUGUUCAAGAGAUUCUUUACAUCCUUUAUUCUUAUGCAAAUAGUAAUAUUCAGGAAUGGAUCUAUUAUUACAGAGAGCAACCUUUAUAUGAAUCCUAGUGGCCCAAAUGUUACUCUGGAACAGGUGAAAUCCGUCUUCCUCGGUGGACUUUCCAGCUUUAACUUUACUGUUGAUCCGAACUCCGUCAGUGUCACUCUUGGUAAUUCCAUGCCACCAGCGAUUGCAAGCUCACUUUCCAUGAUAUUGAUGACACUUCUACUAUCAAUAUCAUUGCACUUCGAGCUCUAGACCUGAUCAGAGAACAUACACAAUCACCCAUAUGUACAUAAUCAUUAAUAAGAUAAAAUGAAUGUUUUAUUCUUAGAAACAAAAUCAUCUUUACAUAAGAAAUACUAAUAUCUGAUCUGUUGAAACUGGAGACUUAAUGAGGGUUGUGAUUUGCCUCUAAAUUUCUCCACAUUCUAAAAGUCCUACAAGGAUUUUCUUCCAUUUCUAUUCAAAUCUGUUGGAUGUUUUUGUUCAGUGAUUAAUGCUAUAAUUAAAUGUAUUAAAUCAGUAUUAUACAGUAUCAUUUUUGACCUUGCACCUGUAUAAGCAAACCAACAUAUGACUUCUCUUUAAAAGUGUUCAAUGAUUAUAAACCAUGCAUGAAAGAAAGCUUAGCACAAUUGAUUUGAUAU
Molecule: messenger RNA, 1788 nt
Organism: Silurus meridionalis
Lineage: Eukaryota; Metazoa; Chordata; Actinopteri; Siluriformes; Siluridae
Product: cell wall protein DAN4-like
Exons: 7
Coding region: 380-1396 (338 amino acids)
Source: RefSeq, a predicted model, not a curated record